Mizuhopecten yessoensis (Yesso scallop) is the source of this 4039-nucleotide messenger RNA. RefSeq names its product receptor-type tyrosine-protein phosphatase mu-like. The record is from RefSeq and is a predicted model, not a curated record. Lineage: Eukaryota; Metazoa; Mollusca; Bivalvia; Pectinida; Pectinidae. The transcript has 34 exons. Gene Ontology annotation, molecular function: protein tyrosine phosphatase activity. Gene Ontology annotation, biological process: protein dephosphorylation. Bases 77 to 4039 code for a protein of 1320 amino acids.
UCCACCACAGGUAGACUGUCAGUAUAAUUAUACUUCCUGGUUGUCUUCCCACUACAGUGUGUAACAGCCGACUGUCAUGUCGACCAGACAAAGCUUACGGAGUUGGGGGAUAUUACUUAUCCUACUGUUUACUGUACCGGUUUCAAGAUCCGAAAGAAAUGUUGCUUUAACGGGAAGUGCUGUACAAUCAACAGAUCAGGGCGAUACAUGGACAGCAGAUAAAGCUAUAGACGAAUGCACCAUUCAAGUGAUUGGACCUUCACCUCAUUGUUGUGCUCAUACAGCUGACAAGAAUAACAAACAAGCUUGGUGGCGUGUGGAUUUAGGACAUAACAGAACAAUACAAUACAUCACCAUAUACUACAGAACCGGCGGUGGAUACCGAUUCGGUGGAUAUUCACUGUACGUGUCCAACUCCACCAACCACAUAGAAGGCAUUCUCUGCUAUCAGGAUAACAGUAGUUCACGUGAAGACGUAGACUUAAACCCGACCCACCAGUGUCCAUACGUAGCUCAGUAUGUGACUGUCUACAAUCACAGAGAGGAACCAAAACGACACGACUGGUAUAGUGACGAUGCUGUUCUGGAAUUAUGUGAAGUUCAGGUCUUUGGAUGUCAAAUCGGACGUUAUGGUACCGGCAGCUGUAAUAGUCCUUGCUCAGGAAGCUGCUAUGGAGGAAACUGUAACUCUAUAACUGGAUCCUGCUUCUAUUGUUUACCCGGAAUGUUUGGUGAUUUAUGUGAACAGCAUUGCUCUGCUAACUGUAAAAGUACUUGUGAAAAAGAUACAGGUCAUUGUAUAGGAUGUAUUACCGGUAAAAGGAGUGACCUCUGUGAUGUUAACUGCCCUUUGAAUUGUGUGAUAUGUGAACAGUCGUCCGACAAAUGUAUUGUAUGUGUUAAUGGAAAGUACGGUGAUGCUUGUAACUUUGAUUGUUCUGACAACUGUAAACAAAAAGCAUGCAUGAAGGACAAUGGAUAUUGUCUAGAAUGCAUUCUUGGUAAACAUGGGAAUAUGUGUGAAUUGGAUUGCUCUGACAGCUGUAAAGACAAAAACUGCACGAAGAGCAAUGGACAUUGUAUAGAAUGUGUUAAUGGAAAGCAUGGUGACGUGUGUGACGUUGAUUGUUCUGACAAUUGUAAGAACAUAUUAUGCAUGAAGGAAACCGGAUAUUGCUUAGAAUGUGUCCCUGGAAAAUAUGGUGAUGAUUGUGCAGCUGAUUGUUCUGUCAACUGUAAAGACAAAGCAUGCAUGAAGAACGACGGGACUUGUAUAGAAUGUGUUCUUGGAAAACAUGGUGACAAUUGUGCAGUUAAUUGCUCUGACAAUUGUAAAAACAAAAACUGCACUAGGAGCGAUGGACAUUGUAUAGGAUGCAAUCCUGGCAAAAAGGGGGAAUUAUGUGACACCAGUUGUUCUUCGCAUUGUGUGACAUGUGACCAGGCGUCCGAACAGUGUUUUGAAUGUAUUCCUGGAAAAUACGGUGAUCAGUGUACAAAUAAUUGCUCUGUCAACUGUGAAGCCAACACAUGCACGAAGAGCAAUGGACAGUGUAUAGCAUGUAAUCCUGGAAAGUACGGCCCCUCCUGUUCAAUGGAUUGUCUGGGUCAAUGCAAAGACAAUAGUUGCCAACAAAGCGAUGGAACAUGUACAGAUUGUCCUGUUGGAAAACAUGGAUCGUUUUGUAACAUCAGUUGCUCCGAGAGUUGUCUGAAUAACCGUUGCAAUGCCGAGAGUGGAGAUUGUGAAGAGUGUGCGGGUGGUUUACACGGUGGAAACUGUAGCAUGCCAUGUAGAAACUGCGAUAGAUGUGUGCGGGACACAGGCUAUUGUCUAUCUGUCUGCUCUGCUGGAUACGAAGGAAAUACAUGUCAGAUGAAAGUACUGCAGACCGAAACAUCGGAUGGUAAUACCGGGACGAUCGUAGGGGUUGUAGUUGGGCUACUUCUCCUGGCUGUUAUAAUAUCAACCAGUGUGUUCCUUAUCAGAAGACGCAGACAAAAUUCAACAAAAAAGGACUCAUUUGAUGAUAUAAGCAGAAAAAAGAUUCCUCGAACAACACAUCACAACUACAGCUACGAGCCAGAUGAUUACUCCGCAGAACCCGUGACCGAACAAGGAAACGUUUAUGAAGUUGUUGAUGAUGGAUCCAAAGUAGAAACCCCGGCAGGUCACGGGAACGUUUAUGUCAACGCUAGUGAUAUAGCAAAAGUGGAAAAUACCACAGAGAUCCCGACAAAUCAUGAUAACGUUUACGUCAAUGCUAAUGAUGUAGAUAAAGACAGCUCCGCAAACGUAUGCAACAAUAGCGGUCCAGUCAGUAUAGCUCUUUCCGAUCUUAAAGCUAUGGUCAAAGCCAAGAUGCUUAAUGAGGCAAAAGCAUUUGAAGACGAAUACGCGUCACUACCUUCCGGAGCUAUACAUGAACACAACAUUGGAAUGUUGACUGCAAACAGGAUGAAGAACAGAUUUAAGUCUACGUUUCCCUAUGAUCAUUCCCGCGUGAUUCUUGACAAACUGGACAAUGACCCUCAUUCAGACUACAUCAACGCAAACUACAUUGAUAGUGUCACAUUACCUGCAGAAUAUAUCGCAACACAAGGUCCGACGGACAAAAUUGUAGAUGACCUGUGGCGUAUGAUCUGGCAGCUUAAAUCUGGAAAAAUCGUUAUGCUGACCAACCUUAUUGAAGGAACAAAGAAAAAGUGUGCGAAAUACUGGCCUGACGAGGGUGAGCCGAUGUCUACAAAACAUUUCAACAUCGUUCUUGACAGAGAAAGGGUUUACGCUUUCUAUGUGAUCCGGGAUAUCAUUCUCACAGAAAAGAAAACAAAAUCCGUGCGGCAAAUACACCAGUUUCACUACACCACGUGGCCAGACCACGGAACUCCGGACCCCAAUGAACUGGUUGUCUUCCAUCGUCGUGUGAAACAUUACAAGAAUACUUUAACAGGAAAGAUGGUGGUCCAUUGCAGUGCUGGUAUCGGACGAACAGGAACGUUCAUCGCGCUGGAUGCUUUGUUAGAGCACGGCAAAACAAGUGGAAUGGUUGACGUCAUGGGUUACAUUAGGACCAUGAGGAAGGACAGGGUCAACAUGGUUCAAACCUGUGACCAGUAUAUCGCUAUUCACAACCUCCUAGUUGAAGCCUUUGCCAUGCCAGACACCCUUAUACCGAGCAUGAAGUACCAUACUACACUUAGGAGUCUUUGCAAUGAUGCACCCGUCAAUCUAACAAAACUAUGGAGAGAGUACAAGGUGACACAAGAGCUGAAGCCAACGUAUACUCAAAGCGACUUUAAAACAGCAGUUCUUCCCACUAAUAGGAAUAAGAACAGGGACCCAAAUGUCUUAGCAGUUGAUAAAUUCAGACCUUACCUGACUUCAGCCUCUUCUGGUAGAACAAAUUAUAUCAACGCCGUGGCAGUUCCUUCCUACACGUCCAGAACCGGUUACAUAGUUACUCAAACUCCUUUAGAGGACACCGUGGUUGAUCUGAUGACAAUGAUAAUGGACCACAGUUGUGAUACCAUCGUUAUCAUUGAAAACGAUCACGUCAAAUGGUUGCCAGAAGAAGGAAAGGGUAUAACAAUCGGAUCCUUCCAACUGACGCAUGAAGGAGGAUCCUCAGUUCUGGCUAAUAUAGAUUUGAUGGAUGUGGCGAUCUCUAAUCAAGACCAGAGAUAUGAUGCCAGAGUCAGGGUGUUCCACAUGACUGGUUGGGAUAGACACGUGUCAGUCCCGCCGGAUGUCCCAGGUCUCCUUCAGCUUCUAGAACAAGUUGACAGCAGAAGAAAAUCAAAUGGCUCGAAAAAAACAGUAGUUAUGUGCAGAGACGGUUAUUCCCAGAGCGGACUAUUUUGCUGUAUCAGCAAUGCUAGAGACCAAAUGAAGAUUGACGAGGAGGUCGACAUGUUUCAGAUAUCUAGACAAUUGCUUUUUAGACGUCCGGAAUUCAUCACCAACUAUGACCAGUACCAGUGUUGUUACAACGUGAUAAAGGAGUACCUGGACAUCACAGACGUUUAUAUGAACUAA